AUGAGAUGCCCGAGCCACGGUCUUGAAGAUUGGAACGUGAUCUCCAUUUUCUUCAACGGAAUCAGAAGACAAUAUCGAGAUGCUCUGAAUAAUGCUUCCCGGAAUGGUUUCACAAGAAUGGAAGCACCAGAAGCAUAUGAACUGGUGGAGAAGAUAUGCUCUGAAGAUACUGAAUGGGGUAGUGAGACCGGCAUUCGAAGGAGAGGAGGCUUGCAUGAGAUAGACAGAGUUGAAGUUUAG
Molecule: messenger RNA, 240 nt
Organism: Linum trigynum
Lineage: Eukaryota; Viridiplantae; Streptophyta; Magnoliopsida; Malpighiales; Linaceae
Source: the annotation of a GenBank genome assembly